Messenger RNA from Exophiala mesophila, 1386 nucleotides. RefSeq lists its product as hypothetical. The record is from RefSeq and is a predicted model, not a curated record. The coding region runs from base 582 to 1049 and encodes 155 amino acids. NCBI's taxonomy places the organism in Eukaryota, Fungi, Ascomycota, Eurotiomycetes, Chaetothyriales, Herpotrichiellaceae. The transcript has 2 exons.
UGGAGAUAUGCAUUUCCCUGAGAGUCGUUGACUCGGCAAAUACUAAGGGCUCAGUGGCUUAGCCCUCGUCAGGUUUGUGGGCAGGGCCACAUGGAAGUAAGAUGGGGGAUGUUGCUCCAUAAGUGGAUGUUAUUGCCGCGCAUUGCCAUGCAUCGACGAUGAUUGCCUUCGGGGCACGACCGUUCACGCCCGUCUACAGGGUCAGGGUCAUGUCUUCCUUGAUCCGUUUUACGGAGAGUUCCUGUUUGCGACAAGUCAAUAAAUCCUGACACCACCCGGCCCUCGAGAGCGAUUCCUACCAUCCUCAGAUUUCCAUUGCAAAGACUCUCCAUACCAGCCUGCGCUCGUUCUUCUGACUUGACCUGUACUCGUACAUAUCCUCCUCAUUCGUUACCUCGAUAUUCAACAUGCGUUCUACACUUUUCGUCGUCGCGGCCACAGUCGCAUCUGCAACUGCUAGCUUUGUUUACCCUGAGUUUGUUCCUCUUCAUAAACGACAAGCACCAGGCACACCGCAAUAUGAUUGCCACGCGGACUGCGGUAAGAUGAGUUAGCCCAUAACUACCAGCCACCUACUGACCAUGUGUCAUUUAGGUGGUGUGAUUAGCAUUAGCCGUACCGAGAACUAUUGCGAGAGCGCAAAUUUCACAUCUGGCCUGGAGGCCUGCUUGGAAUGUGCCCUGGAGUUCGAUAUCUGGCGCUACUACGGUGACAGUGUUUCCACUGCCGCCGAAGGUUGUGGCCUCGAGGCCGUCCCUGUCGCUGCCAAUGGAACAGAUGUCAGUUCUACUGAUGCAGCGGCCACGACCUCUGCUGCUGCCGAAACUACUACUGGAUCUGCCGAAACCACCGCCGCUACCACCGCCGAGACCACCGCCGCUACUGAGAGUACGGCGACACCUACUUCUGAGUCUUCUGCUGCCGCCUCUGAGACUGCAUCUGGCACAGGAGCACCUGCCCAGAGCACCAACGGAGCAUUCAAGAACAUCGUUUCUGGAGGUCUCGCCAUGGUUCCCAUUGGAGCACUGUUGGCUGGAUGGGCCUACUAAGAUGCCAGCGGAGGCUAGCCCAUGACCUUCGAUCGUGCCAACUUGAGUCACAGAGGUUGGUCGCGAGACAUCAUUGGUAUGGGAUCUAGGACUCAGAUGUUUGACAAUACCAGUAUAUAUAUCUUGCUUUAAAGAGAGUGGGAUGGUAUAUACUACCCAUGUAUAUAAUGCAACAAGACCGAUUGAUCUAUUCGGCCUGUCCUACACGUAGAUGUCACGUGCUUUCAGCUUUAUCACCCAAAACAACUCAAUCCAAGAGACGCCAGAGUUCCCUGGGCCUCCACAAUUAAGUAUCCUCAAUGUAGUAUAUGAUAAGUCAGACGUGUUAACGUGUAAG